Messenger RNA from Oikopleura dioica, 972 nucleotides. The record is from the annotation of a GenBank genome assembly. NCBI's taxonomy places the organism in Eukaryota, Metazoa, Chordata, Appendicularia, Copelata, Oikopleuridae.
AUGGGUGAAUUUGCGACUGGAAAGUUUUGGACUAUCUUCGGUCCAUUGGUAGCUUUUUUGAUUAUCGGAAUCAAUUUGUAUUUUGCUUACGAUAUCAUUAUUGGUUUUGAAACAGUAGCUGCGUAUGCGAUUUCAGGAGUCAUUGCUGUCCUCUACUUCAGUGAUGGAACUCGAACAAGAGCUAACGAAUCUCUCGCCAAACACAGCUAUCGUCACAAAACAAAGAAGAAACUCAAAAGAUUAUUUGAAAGGAGCAGUAAACUUGUCAGGAGACAAAUUAAAUCGCAGCCGCGUAACGUCGCUUACAUACUGUCUCUGCUGAAGCUUGCGCUUGGCGUCACCGGCGUCAUCUGUUUAUCAUGCAUCGGGAAACUCUUUGCAAACGAAAAGGAUUCCUGGUCGCUGGAAAUUGGCAAAAGAAUGAGCUAUCUUUAUUAUUUCGACGUAGCUGUGACGGGAAUCAUCGGAAUCCUCGGCUGGAAAUAUGACAAAGAUCUGUUCUUCACCUCCUACACUGUCGCUUGCAUGAAACGGAUUGGACUUAUGCUGUCGAUUUUUGCAAUUGUCAUGAACCUCAUUCAUUUUGCUUCUGCGGCUUCCCAGCCUGAUGAUGUUGGGAGGGGCGUUGUUUUGAUGCUGGGCUUUUUGGUUUCAGCUGCGUUGUUUGCGCCUUCCAUCAUUGUUGGUCAUAAAUCAAAAGAAAAGGCUCAAAAAGUCAACAACUCGCUCGCUUCAUACAAAAACUCACCAGUCGUCGCUGCCAACUUCACUCGCUCCCGUCAAAAUUCUCCAUUCAAGAAGCAAACUCCAAAAUCUCCUCAAAAAUUGCCCGAAGAUCCGCUCAAAGCAAAGAUCGAGCCCUUGGAACAUCAAGUCUUUUUCGAAGGUCGAUAUGAAUAUGGCGAUCCUGGCUGGCAAUAUGAAAAUAGCCAAGAGCCGAAAAUUUCUUCAAAAACCUCUGCAAAUAUAUAA